AUGGCCUCCUCCACCACAAUGAGCGUUUGCGAGUCAAACGCUGCAACUCCAGCAUCCAAACCCUUGCGCGACCAGAAGGUACCGGGCAAGUCCAUCAUCGGGAACUAUUUCGCACAAAACCCCGAGGCUCGCCAGCAGCAGCAACCGGCACCCCCGAGUCCACCGACGUCUCUUUCGAGCAAUGUGUCAUUGCGUGAAGCCCAGAUGAUCAAGGACUGGGCCUCUAUCCCGCCUCCACCUCGAGAAUGCGACCGAAUUGCCUACUGUUCAUGGACUCAUUUCACUUCUGACAGCAGUCUCCAUAACCCACAUGCUAGCAUGCGAGCGUCCAACAUCUGCGAUCGCGGGGUUACAGUCGGUCAGCACAAGCCAUAUUCUCAUGAGCGCAAUCCUCUGGGCGACGAGGAAGCGAUCGCGAAGGCAAACCACAUCCGGGGCCAGAAGUUGCAAGAAAUGAACCGUGCCAGGCAAGGUAGAUACAGCCAAUGUAGCUGGAGUGGCAGCCGCACUUCUGCUGAAGUGUCCUCCUGUUCGACCCAGUCAGACGGCAACACCAGCGCCCUCAGUUCCCUAGUUGAGAGUCAGCCCAUUGGUUACUUCAAAAAGCAGCCGAUACGGAAUGUCAGUACUAGUUCGCUUCUUACCCUCUCUAUGAGGUCGACCCCCGCCACGUCAGUUGGUGAACACUCCAACCUCGACAGCGCUCGACAGACGAGCUUCGCGAGCAUCGCCAGUCAGCUGAGGAAAAUGGAAAUUUCCCCAUCCAUGCUUCCAGAUGCUUUCGACAGCGACUCAGAUUCCGAUGCCGAGAAAGACGAUGCCAAGAAGAACAAGAAGAGCCUCAACCUGAAGCAAAAGUCACAGGAGAAGGAGUGGGAAAGGACGCUCAAGGAGGCUAGAAAGGGCAAAGCGAAGCAACAGGACGAGGAGGAGAUUGGCGACUUCCUGGAUGAUCUCAAGAAAAGACAACGGUCUAUUGAGCAACAAUGA
Molecule: messenger RNA, 990 nt
Organism: Aaosphaeria arxii CBS 175.79
Lineage: Eukaryota; Fungi; Ascomycota; Dothideomycetes; Pleosporales
Exons: 1
Coding region: 1-990 (329 amino acids)
Source: RefSeq, a predicted model, not a curated record